Molecule: messenger RNA, 5111 nt
Organism: Lethenteron reissneri (Far Eastern brook lamprey)
Lineage: Eukaryota; Metazoa; Chordata; Hyperoartia; Petromyzontiformes; Petromyzontidae
Product: rho GTPase-activating protein 45-like
Biological process (GO): activation of GTPase activity; signal transduction
Molecular function (GO): GTPase activator activity
Source: RefSeq, a predicted model, not a curated record
AUGACACGCGGGGGGGCGAGGAGGGCAGGCCGGCAGGCCGUCACGCACCGCCUCUGCGAUCUGCUGCUUGCGCUCAGCGCACGCUGGCCCCUGCACCCGGCGCUGAGCUUGCGGGAGAUACUCACCGCCACCGGCGCCCUCAUCACCAGGGUCAAGUCCGCACGGCCAGAUGAUCCCAGGCCCGAUGGAAAGUGCGCCAGCCAGAGCGGCGAUUGCCGCCGCUACCCGUACGAGCGCUGCAUCGGCGCCGACGAGCAGAAGCAGGGGAUGAUGCAGUCGGUGGACUCGCUGGCCCUCGCUUUCAGCAACAGUGUGACCGAGUUUCUGAUGGGCGACUCUGAGGGCGCGUGGUCAUCGCUACGGCAACAGCAGCACAGCCGGUCGCUGGAAAACCUGAGCGGGGAGAAGGAGGAGUGCAGGGGAGCGGAGGGGAGGGACGAUAAGGAAGAUCCGGCCUUCGGGUUGGACUCGGAGGACCUGGACGAGCGGUUGCACUCGUGCGACGGGGGUAUCGACGCGGCGCUGGCCUACGCCAAGGCCCUGUCCAAGUACAUCAGCGGCCUCGCCGCGUACGUUGAGCGGAGACUCGCAGUCGACAUCGACUACUCCAAGGACCUGAUGAAGCUGGCGCAGUGUCCGAUGCCGGCCUUCACCCACGAGCCACCUAUGCCCCUGCAGGGUGUCUACGCGUCCCUCAUGGAGCAGGACUGGGAGACGGCGCACGCCGCCGCCCACACGGCCGCCCAGCUGCAGGCCGACAAGUGCGUGCUGCCUCUGCGGAGCUGGCGCGAGGAACACGAGCGCAAACGGAAGGAGCUCAAGGAGCUGUGGCAGAAGGGACAGCGCCGGCUGGCCGAGGCAGAGUGCAGCCUCAAGAAAGCCCGACAGCUGUACUCUCAGCGGCGCGAGGAGCUGGAGCGCGCCCGAGGUUCGGCGGCACGCGCCGAGGAGGGGCUGGCGGCGGUGACGGCGGCGUCGUCCCCGGCCGAGGGCGGCGCCGGCGCCGGCACCGUCCACGCCGGAUCGUCGCGCACCCUGGAGCGCAAGCGCAAGACGGAGGACGAGGCGCUGAGGAAGGCGGACGAGGCGGACGCCGUGUACCGCGCCAGCGCCAAGGAACUGCGCCUGCGCCGCCAGGAGGUGCAGGCCGUGAAGACGGUGGUGCUGACGCAGGUGCGGGAGCUGGCGCGCCGGGCCGACCUGGCGCUCAAGACGGUGACGGCCGCCUACUUUGAGCUGCUGGGCACCCAGGCAGCGGCGCUGCCCGCCCGCUACCGGGCCCUGCACGAGGGCACCGACGCCUACGUGGCUGGCGCGCAGUACGCGGCGUUCGCACGCCGCCUCGCCGAACGGGCGCAGUCGCCCCCCGCCACCACGCGGGAGCGUAAGCUGGGCCGUGAGGACUCUGGCAGCUCGGAGCAGUGCUCCGUCGCUUCUCCUCCUCCCCGUGGCGACUCCAAGGGCUCGCUCAAGCUCAACGGCAAGGGCGAGGCGUCACGUGGCAGGAGUUGGCUGGUGGGCGGGGUGAGUGACACGGACAGCGGCAGCGGCAGCAGCGAGUCGCGCUCACUCGACUCACCCUCCGCCAGCCCCGGUGACUUCAUGCGCAAGCUGCCCCGUACCCCGUCCACAGGCACCAUGUCCUCCGUGGACGAUCUCGACGACACCGACCCGUGCAGCCCUGCCGACGGGGACGGGCCGGCGGUGGGGGCCGCGUCGUCCGGAGUGGGGGGCCCCGAGGGGCCAUGCUCCUCCCCCCCCUCCUCCUCCUCCUCCUCGUCGUCCUUCACCAAGGCGGUGCUGUCGGAGGCGGCGCGCUCCCACCGGUUGCGCAAGCUGCGAGCGCCGUCGCGUUGCCGCGCCUGCGACACGUUCAUCUACUUUCAGGGCGCCGAGUGCCAGGAGUGCCUGCUGGCGUGCCACAAGAAGUGCCUCGAGUCCCUGGCGGUGCGCUGCUGCUCGCGCGAGCGCCGCACCGCUCCGCCCUCCCCGCUGACGUCACCGUCGCCGGCGUCACCGGCGUCACCGUCGGCGUCGGCGGCAGCGUCACCGGCGCCGCACGGCGGUGACGUCGCGAGCGGCGUGCCGGAGCCGGUUCGGCUGUGCGUGAGCGAGAUCGAGCGGCGAGCCAUGACGCUCAAGGGGAUCUACCGAGUGAACGGGGUGAAGUCUCGAGUGGAGCGCCUCUGCCAGGCGAUGGAGGGGGCGCGCCCCGGGGCGCCGCCCGACCUCCAGCAGGCUUCUCCGCACGAUGUGAGCAACGUGCUCAAGCUGUACCUGCGCCAGCUGCCGGAGCCCAUCAUCCCGGGCGAGCUGUACCACCGCUUCAUCCGGCUGGCGCGGGACGGGCCCGCCUCGCCGGGGCCGCUGGCGCCCGACGGCUCCUUGGGCCGCGACUCUCCACCUCCUCCUCCGUCACCGCUCUCGGCGUCACCGCCGGCGCUGUCGUCAGAGAGCGGCGGUGGCAGCGGCGGUAACGGCGGCGGCAUCGCAGGGCAGCUGAAAGCGCUGCUGGCGCGCUUACCGGAGCCUAACCGCUCCACCCUGGAAUACAUCAUUGCCCACCUGCACCGGGUGUCCCGCUGUGAGAAAGAGAACAAGAUGUCGGCCGGGAACCUGGGCAUCGUAUUUGGGCCGACGCUGAUGAGGUCGCGACCCCCCCUCGCGAUGGCGUCGCCGCCCUCGUGGGGGGGGGCUCCCUGCAGCGGCCCCCUCUCCUCACUGGCCGACUACCCGAGCCAGGCGCGCGUCGUGCAGCUGCUCAUCUCUCACUGGCCCUCGCUAGCGCCCUCACCGGCGCCUUCGCCGGCGCCCGGCGCGGACGCCAAGGACGCCAACGACGCCAACGACGCCAACACCGCCGCCGCCGAGGUGCAGGGCGAGAGUGCGACGUCAACGACGCCGCCGGCGCCGGACGUGGCACCGGCGUGCCACCUCGAUGCCGCGUCUCCCGCCGCCGCCGGCGCCUCCACGUCCACCUCCCCCUCCUCUGCGAGCAGCGCCGGAUCUCCGGACACGUUUCCCCGUCGUGGCGGCGGCUCCGUGGAGGAGCCCGCGCCGGCGCCGCUUGCCGUGGCCGUGCAGCCGGCGCUCCGGCAAACCCCGGCGGCGGCGGCGCCGUCGUCGAGGCCGGGCGCCGGUGUUGGCGGUGGCUGCUUGGUGGUGGUGCGGCGCGAGGUGGGCGGCAACGGCGCCGGCGGCGGUGACGGCGGUACGGAGGAGCCGUUCACCCCGGUGCGGGUGGUGCAGGUGAAGCUGUCGCGGAUCAACCUGGCGGACGCCCGGCACAACCGCGCCGGCGUCGCCGGUGCCCCGCCGGCGGAACGACGCGCCGCCAGUGUCGCCGCGGCAACGCUAGAGGAGCCGUGCGCUCGCCGGGACGCCGCCGCUGCCGGUGACGCCGCCGCGUCCCCGGUGCCCUCCGGCACCUUCCGCUCCACGCUGGUGCGGUGCCCGCCCACCGCCGAUUCGACGUCGGUGCCGAGGGGACGGCCGUGCGAGCUCACCGUGAGCCGGCCGUGCGGCGGCGGCGGUGGUGGCACAGCGCCGGUGGUGGCUGCCGGUGCCGGUGAACCGGCACGGGAGCCGGCGGGGGGGCGCAGGCCAAGGGGGGGGGCGGCACGUGCGGUGCCCCCCGGCCUCCGCUCGACCGGCGCGCCACGCGACUUCGACGUGGAUGGUCGCGCCGACUUUGUGUGACGCGGCGCUGGUUCGGGCUGAACCGGCGAUGAAUCCCGGCGCGCCCGUCUUGACGCAGCAGCAGCAGCAGCAGCAGUAUUAUUGUUGUUACGAUGUACGCGCGCGCGCGUGUACAUGUGGUGGACUUCUUUCGCACCGGAUGUAGCCGACCGUGCUAAUCGGAGGUGCGGGAGAAGGAUGGUGGCGGUGAUGGUGGCGGUGGUGGUGGCGGCGGUGGUUUUAAAUGUCAAGCGGGCCUCGCCCCCCCAACCCGGCCUAGCCCCCCCCCCAACCCAUAACCCUUCUCUGCGUAACGAUCGCCUUGCAAGGCACAGGGCCAGCUGCCAUUGGGGGUGCCCCUAGGCUAGACCGCACGGCAUCAGCAGCAGCACCAUCUCCCCCCGCCCCACCUACUGAAGGACCACCGCCGUGACUACGUAUGGGUUCGGUGGCUUCGUUGGAGUCUCCUUUGCUUGGAUGUUGGAUAUUGCCGGCGGGGGGGGGGGGAGGGAGGUCGGGAUUUAGAUUUAUUUUUGUCUUUUUGUAUUUGCAACGGAAAAAGUUUUUUCGACGCCGUUCGCCGGUUUGUGCACUAACGGGGGAAAUCGUCGUGGGCUCCGGCAGAGUCAAGCGGCCGAUGUGGACUAUUUAAGGCGGGAUGUUCCAUCGGCAAAACGGUAAAAAAAAUUUUUUUUUUAAAGUCACUUGGUUUUUUAAAAUAAUGUUUAAAACGUUCGCUUCAAAUUUUUUUUAAAAAUCAUGUUUUAAAAAUAUAACGUAUGUAUUAUAUUUUAUAGAAUGUUUAAAAAAAUAGCGUUUCCGUAAACAUGAUUUUUUUACAUGAAAAAUCAUGUUUAAAAAAGGUGAUUUUUUUAAAAUAUCAGUUUUGAAGUACAUUUUUUUUACACGUGACUUUUAAAAAUCAUGAUUUUUAAAAUAAUUUGUAAUUAUGGUAUUUUUUUAAACAUUUUUUUUUUAAAUAAUGCCUUUAAAUCAUGGUAUUAAAAAAAAUGUAUCAUGAUUUUUAGUCAUGAAUUUUUUAUAUCAAAAUAUAAAAAAAAUUACAUGAUUAAAAAAAAUGUCUUUUCUAAUUCAUUACUUUUUUUAAAGUCACAAUAUAUUAUUUUAAAAACAUGAUUUUCUCAAGACAUUUUCGUAUUUUUUUUGGUUAAAACAUUUUUUUUAUUACUAGAGCGUUUUAAAUAUUCUAAAACGUUCGCGAUGAGAGGGGGGGGGGGGUAAACGUGCCGUCGAUGACGCCUCCUUGUGACGAGGACGUCUUUCUGUGACGCACAUUUCGGGAAGCGUUCGGGUUGGUGGGGGGCGGGAAAACGCGUCGGCACUGCAGCACAGUGAAGGGCGCGGAGUGGCACUCACGUGGGGAUCCUGGGAGGAGGAGUGGGAGGAGGAGAGUGGGAUGAGUAGUGGGAGUA